GCGGUUACUGAAGCUACAGAUGAUGAUCUAAUCGAGUUUGCUGCUCCACGUCUUGCCAAGUUAGUUAGCCCAUGGGACCAUCUACUUAUGAGGAGUGAGCAAGGUGAUCCGGCCCUGCCUCAAGUACCUCGGCUUGUUCUCGACUAUCUCAGUCUGGCAGGAAAGAUGCGGGCCUUCCUUGGCGAUCAACUUGAACCAAAACUCCGGGUAAGCAUUUCGGAUGCCAUUUUCCCUGCCCCCUCUACAUUAUUAUAUUGGCUUAGUAAAAAUGCCUUUUUGAUGAUCGCGGCCCGAUAUUGA
Messenger RNA from Protopolystoma xenopodis, 300 nucleotides. Lineage: Eukaryota; Metazoa; Platyhelminthes; Monogenea; Polystomatidea; Polystomatidae. The record is from the annotation of a GenBank genome assembly.